AUGUUACUUGAUGAAUACCGUGGACCUAGAAAUAGUGUACCGUAUAGAUAUACCGGUCCAAAUUGGGUUGACAAUGAAAAAACAAGAGUACGAAAUGAAAGCCCACAUCUUCACUAUAUAGCCUUUAAAACUGUACCAACCUAUUUCACUGUCCGAGUUUCAUCCACGGAUACUACAUAUCAACGACCACUUAGAGUAUUAAUAAAAAUAGAUGGAAUCUCACCACCAAAUUAUCCACCAAUCGACCUAUAUGGAGUGGAGAAAAAACAGCAAAACUAUGUAGUAAAUAAUAAUCCUCAACUGGUUGGUGCGAUAUCGGCGUAUUUUUAUUCCACGGUUUCUGCUCAAAUGAAAUCUAGUUUUCCUGUUGCACUGUUACAUUUGCAUUAUCGAUCAGUCGAUGAAUUGAGACAGUGUGGGUUUAAUGUCCCGAUAGCUGUUAAACAGGAAGAUGAUGAUAACGAUGAAAAAUAA
Cetraspora pellucida is the source of this 474-nucleotide messenger RNA. The record is from the annotation of a GenBank genome assembly. NCBI's taxonomy places the organism in Eukaryota, Fungi, Glomeromycota, Glomeromycetes, Diversisporales, Gigasporaceae.